Podospora pseudopauciseta is the source of this 901-nucleotide messenger RNA. RefSeq lists its product as uncharacterized. The transcript is spliced from 2 exons. Bases 37 to 510 code for a protein of 157 amino acids. The record is from RefSeq and is a predicted model, not a curated record. Lineage: Eukaryota; Fungi; Ascomycota; Sordariomycetes; Sordariales; Podosporaceae.
UUUGACUGUACACAAACAAAACAAAACCACAGCAACAUGAAUCCAAUUACUCGCAAGCCGGGGAUUGAAAUCCCGAGUUUUAUCUUCUACUUCUUCGCCAUAUCGGACGACCCCAAACGAAUGUAUGAGCCCUGGCUCGACUGCUUCACUGAAGAUGCCGAAGUCACCAUGGGCAAGAAGGUUGCGAGAGGUCGGGAAGAGCUACAGGAGCUGAGACGCGGCAUGUGGAAGGAUGUAAGGUCAAGAAAGCACCACGAUUUCAGCAACUUCUACGCCGCUGCUUCUGAUGCAUUUACAAAGUUCAAAAGGGAACAAGGAGAGGACGAGGUUGAGGUCAUGUUCAGCGGAAAGGUUACUUUGGAGGUGGUCUCUGGCGAAGGGCCUGAAACCGAGCAAAAGGUGGUGGAUUGGGCGGCGCAGGGCACGUUGGUUCGACAAGACUGGGAAAGCGAGUCUGGAGGAGCCGAGAAGUGGAAGUGGGCGAGGUAUAGAGUUUGGCUGCAGAGUUGAGACAGUCUGAGGAGGUUGACUUCUCAGCAUAUCGUAUAGAGGAUCGGGACAACGUGGAUGACUUGUUGGGGCAGACUCCAAACUCCACCGCCUCUCUCUCUCUCCAACUCGGAGUUGUUCAUGUGCCCCUGCUUCUGGCUUCUCCACCUUUCCACGCAAGUAUUGGCUUGUCGGUGUAAGGGUGGUGGUUUAGUAAACCUAUGGUGUAUGCAGAUGGAAUCUGGCAGAAGACAGAGUCUGAGUGAGAGAGAUGAUUCUUGAGAUGAACCCGACUGGCAGGUGCAUCGUCUGGUCAUUUGGGAGGAAUGUAGUCGUUAUGGACGAACUCAACUGAUAAGAUAUGACGUGCUGCGGUGAGUCGCAGGUGGAGUCAGAGGGGGAAUGCGCUGGG